AUGGCAUGCCUGGUGCUGACGGGGGCCACUGUGCCGUUCAAUGAGCUUGUUAGUGGUAUAACUCCUGGGGUUGUGAGGGUGCUGAAUUCCAAGGGGAUUGGUGCGAUCGAAAUGCAGUACGGUCACGCAAAAGCAGCGUUCGAAAACGGACCGGGGAGGCUGCAAUCGGUCGCGGGGUUUGCAUUUGCUGAUUUGACUGAAAAGAUCCAAAACGCCAGCAUUGUUAUUUCCCACGCAGGAACAGGCUCUAUAUUGGACGUACUACGAGGACACCCCGGGAUCCCGCUAAUUGUCGUUCCAAACGAGAGUUUAAUGGACAACCAUCAGCUAGAAGUCGCCAACCAGUUCGAGCCGGAUUAUUUAUGUGUUUCCAGAGUCGGCGACCUCGAAACCACCAUCGGCCGGGCGUUGAACCACACAUUCAAACGUCUGCCAGCCCCUAAAAGCCUGGACGCAGUUAUCUCACAAUUACAUUGA
Molecule: messenger RNA, 477 nt
Organism: Wickerhamiella sorbophila
Lineage: Eukaryota; Fungi; Ascomycota; Dipodascomycetes; Dipodascales; Trichomonascaceae
Product: UDP-N-acetylglucosamine transferase subunit alg13
Exons: 1
Coding region: 1-477 (158 amino acids)
Biological process (GO): dolichol-linked oligosaccharide biosynthetic process
Cellular component (GO): extrinsic component of endoplasmic reticulum membrane; UDP-N-acetylglucosamine transferase complex
Molecular function (GO): hexosyltransferase activity
Source: RefSeq, a predicted model, not a curated record